AUGCAUUCAGGCCAGGCAGCAGCAGGCACCGCUGGCCUUUCGUUUAUUCAUCCACAGGAUUUAAUUCAAUACAAACAACUGUUUCUAUCUGCUAAUGGAGGAAAUGCAUCCAUUUCAAUGUCUUCUAUUUCCGCCCAGCAAGUAUUUAUGCAAUCUGGCCUGCCUACUACUACCCUUGCAGCCAUUUGGAAUCUGUGUACAGUAAAUGGAGGGCAAACACUUACAUUUGCCGAGUUUGCAUUGGGCAUGUUUUUGGCUAAACUUGCACUGAGUGGAUCUCCACUUCCUCCAUCGCUUCCUCCAGAUGUACAUCAACAGGUUUUGGCGGCAUCUGCUACAUCUGCGCCUGGAUCUGGAUCUGGACCUGGACCUGGAUCUUACUCGGUUUCUUCAGGCUCGCGGUCUGUUUCUGGUUCCUACGGAAGUGCUUCUCCUAACAUUGCUCCUUUAUCACAGCCAAUAAAUUCGCCCUUGAUUCCACAAUUGACUGGUAUGUCCUCGUCUAGUUCGAUCGCAUCGCUACACGGUCCAAAACAGACGUUACAAAUUCCACAACAGUUUCAGCAACAACGGCGAGCGUGGAUUAUCACACCUGCUGAAAAAGCACAGUAUGAUGUCACUUUUAAAACAUGGGAUCCAACCAACUCUGGAUAUAUGGAUGGCGACCGCGCUAAACAAGUGUUUGCGCAAUCAGGACUUUCGCAAAACAUUCUUGCUCAUAUUUGGUCACUUUGUGAUACCCAUCAAAUUGGUAAAUUAAACUCGGACGAGUUUGCCGUUGCUAUGCAUAUCAUUUACAAGAAACUCAAUGGCCACGAUGUCCCAGUGACACUUCCACCAGAACUUGUACCACCUUCUACUCGUGAUUUGAAUGAACUUUCUGCUUAUGCAAAGACAGAGGCGUCCAAGAUGCAAUCUACAAGGAGAAUUAGUCCGUCUGCAUCUCUGUUGGGAAUCAACUCCGAGUCUUUUACUCAAAAACUACCCAGGUCCCUAUCAGGAUCCUUCAACAAGGACAUGCAGGACCAAACUCGUAGCUCUGUUUCUUAUAACUCAAAAGCAGACGAAUCCAGGCGAUUGGAGAGUCUUGCUUUGGUUGAAGCCAAGCGUAAAGAAAUUGCAACCAUCAAGAGUAAGAUUGAAGCAGAUUCGCGCGAGUGUACCAACAUUGAGGUUAAGCUGAAAAACUUGGAAACUCAAAGUGUAUUUGCCGAGGAAAACAUUGUUGAGUUGACCAAAGUCAAAUCUAAAAUAACACCGCAUGCUGGUGUAAGCGGUGUUGGCCCACCACUUUCUGCUGAAGAGAUUUUUGAAUUUGAGCGUUUGGAAAAGUCGACACUUGCUUUAGUUGAUGAGUGCAAACAGCGACAGUUGGAAGUGUCGGAUAUUAAAACGGCCGCAUUGCGGGCUAAACACAUUAGAUUGGCAUCCAACACUCAAGCUUCUGGAACUAAUGUGGGUGGUGAUGUUGCCAACAAGGCAGCAGCUCUUUUGGCUGCUCGUAUGGCUGCACUGGGUGUUGCUCCAAAAGCUCCACUACUUGGUGCUUCCAUGUCUACUCCACUACUUGGUACUCCCACGUCCACUCCGCUUGCACCAUCUGCAUCCACAUCUAGUCUUGUGGAUGAAAUAAGUGCAGUUGAUUUACAGAAAUUCAGUCGACUACAGGAACUCAAUGAGAUUCGCAAUCGCAUUACUAUCUACAGUAACCAGAUUCGAUCCGCGAUUACCAUUCAAAAAGCAUCAUCUGGUUUAUCUAGUUCUGAUUCGUGGAAUCCGUCUGUUUCAGAUCGUGUCAAAUAUGAAGAAGGUGUUGGAUUGGAGAGUAUCAACGCGAUUUCUAUGCUCGGAAAGUUGAAAAAACUGCGUGGCAGAGCCGUCGAUACUAUUGUGACUCCAAACACUCACUUGAGAUCUACUCACGAGCCAAUCGCUUCAUCAUUUACAUCUGAUGUCGCUUACACUACUACUCCUGCUAUAAGUUCGCAUCCUUUUUCAGCUAAUUUGCAAGCAAAUCAACCCUUUGGUGCUGUUCAGUCAGAAACUCCUCGUUACCCAAGCACAUUUGCCAACUCACACUUGGCGUCUCCAUCGCUUCGUUCUCAAUCAGAAAGUAUGGCUAAUGUGCUUGCUCAAGCUGAUGCAGCUACUUUGGCGGCAAAAAAACGAACUUUUAACCGCACUGCUGAUAUAAAUGCACGGAUUGCAGCCGCUACUGCUAGAGUUCCAUCUGUCAGCUCGCCCGUGUCGACUUUAGGCUCAAGUAGUGCUCAAGGAUAUGGUAGUGUUAAUGCAUCAACAAGUUCAUUUGCGUCAACUUUGAAUUUAUUGCCCACGGGUGAAGCUUCAUCUACAGACUUGACGACUACAAUUAUACCAACUGCCAUUCCUACUAACGCGAUCUCUCCAGCUGGUAGACGGCCUCCACCUCCACCUUCAUCGACAUCUCGGCGUGUUUUAUCCAGCCCAUCCACUACAACUGUUCCACGAACCACUUUAGCAGAUUUACCUGCACAGUCUGUUGCUCUAUCCACAGUGUCACUCGAGUCAAAAACCAUUCCAUCCUUGGUGACAUCUACCAAUCCAUUUGACAUGUUUUUAUCUGAGCAACAUAAUGUUCCUUUGAUUUCCACGUCUACAAAUGCGUUUAUGACUUUGACUGGAAUUUCAAGCACAAAUCCAUUUGGCAAUUUUGAAGCUAAAACGUCAGUGCCUGUUUUAGAGCCUGCAACUGUGGUGCCUUUAACUAAUGCGAGUAGCAAAGAGGAAAAUGGUGCCAGCAUUGCCAUGAAGGCUAUUUUCAAACGAGAACAAGAUGAGAUUCAACGCAAAACGGAUGCUAUGGCAUUGGAAGCGCAACGAAAAACAUCUCGUACACCUUCACCCACCAGAAUAGGCGGUACUCGGUCACCUUCUCCAGCAUCAAAAUUGAGUCCAUCCCGUAUCUUGGCACCAGUUUCAGAUACUACAGCUUCAUCUUUAGAAAGUCCAUUGGCUGCAACGAUUACUUCUCAUACAUCUGUAGUUUCUCAACAACCGAGUCCGACGGCUACUGUAUUUUCCAAUAUACCACCACCACCACCUCCACCACCUGUUCAAUCCUUUGCACCUAUCCAGUUGGCAGUGGGCACCGGUUCUACAAAAAGCAUCUCUGCAUCGAUCGAUAGCCCUAUACCGGCUGCAGGUGAUACCACGUCGUUGUUAGCAUCGGCACUUGCUAGUCAUCGCGGUCGUAUGGGUAUUGCUAGUGACACCGAAGACGAAGCAGGAGGUGGCAGUGAUUGGGGCUCAGUAUCUAGCAGAAGUGCAUCUCCCGUAAAACAAUCGGCCAAACCUUUUAAUGUUCGUGCUGGAACAAUUCCGUUAUCGACUGGCAUUUUAAGACCGCAAUCUGAAACCACUACAUCACCAACGUCCUUACCAUCUGCUCGUUUUGUUGAAAAUUCAACUGAUGUACCUGAAACUAUUGAAACAAUCAGUAUACCGGCUGUAUCUGUCGGAAAUAGCGCACCUCCACCUCCACCACCACCUCCUCCAACAGCUGCAGAUGGCUCCGUGAUUUUCAAGCCUGUGUCUAAAACUGGAUCCAAAGUAUCGGGUGGUUUAGAAUCUACCACAGAAAAAGCUCGUCCGACUCCCGCUGAUGUAGGAGCCAAAGGACCAAAUCUGUUUGCUCUUGCUGGAGGUAUGAUGGGUCCGAAUGCUCUAAAAAAUACCAAAAAAGCAAUAUUGAAUACUUCAACUGCCACCACGGCUACAUCUUUAUCUGAUUCUGUCAGUCACACAUUAAACAUGCCAUCAUCAACUAAAACUGAAAAGACAUUUGAUAUAAACACCACGCACGUAAGCAAGAAUACUGCGCUGGAAGAGUGGGAAGUUUUAGGCAAUGCUGAAAAGAGUUCAAUGGCUGAUAAGCAGGCAUCUGAUAUGGUAGCACUUUCUCAGCAUGCGAUGCAAUCUCAAAGCAAUCCCAAUAUUUUUGCAUCUACGAAUACUCUGCUUACUGAAUCUGUAGACAAGUUAAUUGCACCCGAGCAGGUACAACCAUAUGAUGCAUCUGUUCGUCGAGCUCGUUUACUGUUUGAUUUUAUUGGUACACGAGCCGAUGACUUGACUGUUCAUGCAGGAGAUAUCAUUUCCAUUGAAUCUGAAACCGAAGAAUGGCUAUUUUGUUCAGUUGUUACUGAUGGUUCAUCUCAUGAAGAAUCAAAAACGUCAGGAUGGGUGCCCAAAAACUUUGUUGAUUUUAUUACCGAAUCAGAGAUGGACACUCGGCAGCGAAUCAGUCGUGCGCGUGUAUUAUAUGAUUUUAACGCCCAGCAUGACGAUGAUGUUACUGUGACAGCUGGGUUGGUUGUUGAUGUAACAUCCAAGCAAACCUUGGAAUGGUGGCGGGUAAGGACUCCUGCUGGAGAUAUUGGUCUUGUUCCUCGUAAUUAUUUGGAAGAACUUUCCGACACUCAUGAUGGAAACAUUGCAAAUGUGUUGCACGCUGACCAAAACGAUGACGAUUCGUUUGGAGGAAACGACAGUAAUCAUCACACCUUUCAUUCUAAUACUGGACCUCAUGAAUCCAUGCCUUUUCAAAGCAGCCAUCAAUUCCAGUCCAACUCUGCUAAUACUCAUGGUGCUGGUUCAGAUGCUUUGGGGCAUUUUGGACACGCUACAACCAAGUUUGCUUUGCCAGAGUUGUCCGAUUCGCAAAAUGCCGCUUACAAAACUGAUGAUGGCAAAAAAUCCGAAUUGUUGGAUUUUUUGGCAGUUGAUAACGGGUGUAGUAAUUAUGACACUGUUAAAUUAGCACGAGUUUCCAGCGAGGACGGAAAACGUGCUGAUGCUGUUUGUGAAAUGAUUCAAACUGAGCGCAAUUACGUUCAAGAUUUGCACGUAAUCAUCGAGCUUUUUCAAAAACCCAUGGAGUUGUUUGUUGAUGCUCGUCUAGUGUUUGCCAAUAUCUGCCAGAUUUUGACCGUUAAUGAGCUUAUUCUUGCCGAUUUUGAAAAAUAUGCAUCUGGAGUAUCUAGCGAAUCGAUUGGAGAGAUUUUCCUAAAAUAUCUGGAUGACCUUGAAUGCUACAAAGGCUACUGCAGCAAUUUGUCUAAUGCGUCCGAGUUGCUUCAAAAGAUGCGAUCUGAAACCCCUAGUCUUGACUCAUUUUUAAAGGUUAGUCGGUCUACGGAAUGUGGCAUUCUGCCAUUGAUGGUGACUUGUUGCUGAGUUUGGUCAUUUUCCAGUUCUCCGUGUGGAUACACUUUAUUUUGUCAGAAUGCAUCCAUUUCAAUACCAACAUUUACUCGAGUUUUCUUGUUUUAUCAAAUGUUUGAUAAUACCGUACGAGUAUUUUAGCAAAUUAGUUUAGUCGAAACUAUGCUUUGAUACCUAGUUAUUUUCUGUCAAAUAUCUACCAAUACAUGACACAUUUUUUUAUCAUGGAAACUAAACCAUCUACUACUGCAUCCAUUGUCAAGAAUAAACAAGACACUGCUUUAU
Molecule: messenger RNA, 5490 nt
Organism: Batrachochytrium dendrobatidis JAM81
Lineage: Eukaryota; Fungi; Chytridiomycota; Chytridiomycetes; Rhizophydiales
Exons: 7
Coding region: 1-5217 (1738 amino acids)
Biological process (GO): endosomal transport; actin cortical patch organization; endocytosis
Cellular component (GO): actin cortical patch; mating projection tip; plasma membrane
Molecular function (GO): protein binding; guanyl-nucleotide exchange factor activity
Source: RefSeq, a predicted model, not a curated record